This is a messenger RNA of Eruca vesicaria subsp. sativa (arugula), 2817 nucleotides long. Lineage: Eukaryota; Viridiplantae; Streptophyta; Magnoliopsida; Brassicales; Brassicaceae. The record is from the annotation of a GenBank genome assembly.
CUCACUCGUUCUUUACUCUAACAAUGGCGGCGGAGAGAUCAACAACGAUUACUCUCGGAGGCAAAGGCUCCUCCUUUACUUCAUCCUCCGUCCACAAAAUCGCUUCCGGCAUCGCCAACGUACAAAUCGACUCUUCCGCCAUCGAGAGAUUCUCCACAAAACCCCUCCCACUGAUCAAAAGAACCUCCUUUGGCACCAUCCCCGAAGGCUUAACCACCGAAGAGAUCCGAGCUUCUCUCGCCGUUCUCUUAAACAAGCUUCUCAUAUCAAACUCCGGUUCGGUCCGGUCUACUCUUCCGGUUAAGAUCUUGGAGUUUUUAAACUCAAAGGCCGAGACUUUCGAGUUCGGUGAGAUCGAUGAAGUGACGGAAAGUGAGAAUGCUGUUUUGGAGAAGUCUUGUGCUUCGUUGGUGGGUUUAUGUUCGGUUAUAGAUUACAAGGCGACGACUUUGUCACAGAUUGUUGACUCUGUUGCUGCUUUGAGCUGUGAAGGGACGAAAAGUGACGUGUCUUCGUUUAGUUCGUUGGAUUCUGGAGAUGGGUUUGGUAAUAAAGAUGCGAUUAGUGUCGCUGGUGAUCUCAAGGCUUUGCUUAAUGGGUCUAAAGCUGUGGGGAAAGUUGCGGUUGAGGAGGUUUCGAAGAUUCCGAGGGUUCACGGGAAGUUUAGAGAGGUUGUGAGGAGUGUGCAUUCGGAGGCUCGUGUUGAGUUGAAUAGUGGUGUUAAAGGAGGUAACUCUGGGAUUGGUGAGGCUUUGGGAACGACGUUGUUGGGUUUGGCUAUGUCGGUUAAAAGCUUGGGUGAGUGUUCGUUCCUUCGUGGUAAGAUGUGUUUUGAGUCUAUUGGGGAUGAGAGUUUGAAGAAAUUGCUGUUGGAGAGGAGUUGUGUUGAGUAUGAGAAGCUGAAGAGUGGUUUUAAGUCAGCUGUAGAUGAGACGGAUCCCUGCAGAUUAGCACAUAAGUUGAAUGAGUCUCUUGGGAUCUUGUGGAGUAUUGUGGGUUUGGAAGCUGCUGGUGCUUUUUUUGUACUCUCUAGUGGAGACAAAGAGGAGGCUAAGAGCGAUAAGAAAAAGAAGAAAGCAGCAGUUUUGGGGAAGGGUACAAGUGUAGUUAUCCAGUUUAUUAAAGAUAGGUUGGUUAGUAAGGAGGCAGCGAAUGGUGGUGACCAGGUGGAACAAAUCUUAAGUCUUUUUAAUCCCGAAGGUUUUGAUAGCUUGUUGGCUAAAGUGAAAGAGGUGGUAGAAAGUAAUGAAAACAGGAGACUUCCAAAGCUUCCAAAGGGUACAAGAGAUUUCUCUAAAGAGCAAAUGAUAAUCAGAGAAAAGACCUUUUCAAUCAUUCAAAAUGUUUUCAAGAAGCAUGGUGCAACUGCACUUGAUACUCCUGUGUUUGAACUUAGAGAGACACUUAUGGGGAAGUACGGAGAAGACUCUAAGCUUGUCUACGACAUUGCUGAUCAGGGUGGAGAGCUUUGUUCCUUACGAUAUGAUUUAACAGUUCCAUUUGCACGGUUUGUAGCUAUGAAUGGUCUCGUCUCAUACAAAAGAUACCAAAUAGCUAAGGUGUACAGAAGAGAUAAUCCAUCGAAAGGGAGAUACAGAGAGUUUUAUCAGUGCGAUUUCGAUAUCGCUGGUUUGUCUGAACCAAUGGGACCUGAUUUCGAAGUGGUCAAGAUUUUAACUGAGCUUCUUGAUAAAUUGGAGAUUGGAGAGUAUGAGGUGAAACUGAAUCACAGAAAGUUGCUUGAUGGAAUGCUGGAGAUAUGUGGAGUACCAGCUGAGAAAUUCAGAACCAUCUGCUCGAGUAUUGAUAAACUAGACAAGCAAUCAUUCGAGCAAGUUAAGAAAGAAAUGGUGGAGGAGAAAGGUUUGUCUUCAGAGAUUGCAGACAGAAUUGGCGGUUUUGUCAAGGAGAAAGGAGCUCCUAUGGAGUUAUUGACUAAACUGAGAAAAGAAGGGAGCGAGUUUUUAGGUAACAAGUCAGCAAAAGAAGCUCUUGAUGAGUUGAGUAUCAUGUUUGAAGCUCUUGAGAGGUCAAAGUGCAGUCACAGGAUAGUCUUUGAUCUAAGUCUAGCAAGAGGUCUUGAUUACUACACGGGAGUCAUCUUUGAAGCCGUUUGUAAAGGAGCAGAGGUUGGAUCAAUAGCUGCUGGUGGGAGAUAUGAUAACCUUAUAGGAAUGUUUGGAACCAAACAAGUACCUGCGGUUGGUAUGAGCUUGGGGAUUGAGCGUGUGUUUAACAUCAUGGAAGAUCAACAAAAACAGGGAGUACGAGCUCCGAGUAAACUUACGGAGACGCAGGUUUUGGUUAGUGUAAUGGAGGAUAACAAGCUAGGUGAAGCUGCAGAGCUGGCUAGUAAGCUAUGGGAAGCUGAUAUCAAGGCAGAGUAUCUUGUGAGCAAAAGGUUUACAAAGCAUUUUGAUCGUGUUAAGAAUUCAAAGAUCCCUUGGAUGGUGGUUGUGGGCAAAAAGGAACUCAGUGAAGGUGUUGUGACACUGAAGAAGAUGGUGGAGGGAAGUGAGGAAGAGAUUAAAGAUGUUCCUAGAGACAGUUUCGUUGAUGAACUGUUGAAGCGUCUCUGAGUUGGAAGUAGAGAUCAAAGUUAAAUACUCACUCGCUCGCUCUCUGGUUCGAUUAUCAGAAACUGAAAGGAUAUGAUGAUCACAUUUUGUUGCAUUUUUAUUUUUACAUUAAGCUUUUUCAGAAUGAUAUUUUUGAUGGCAAAAAGUAUUACUCAAAUUGAUUGAUCUGGACGUAGAUGUGAUUGAGUUUGCUAGGUGAAUAGCCGACCAAUGAUUAAGAUUUAAUCUUAUAGAACUA